AUGAUGAUGCCACCUUACAUAUGUGGAGGACAGUGGUACCGGAGCUCGCUGUGUCACAUGUUAGUAGACCCUUCCCGGAUUGCCCUGUCUGUUCGAUUGACGGCUAUUCAGGAACUACUGAUGCACGGCUUACUCGCCAUUUCAGCAUUGCAUUAUGCUCAUACGCAUCCUGAUGAGCGCAAGUCGUAUAUAUUGGUAUCAAAUUACCAUCAGGAUCGGGCUUUGGAUUUCUUCUCGACCAUGCUAACGGAUAUAAAUGACCAUACCUGUGAGGCUUUUUUCAUAUUGGCCAUUUUUGUAUUCUUACUUGCGGCUUGGUCUGUCGCGAACCCUCAGGAUCAGGUAGAACCCCAUGGCCUAGGGGCUAUCACGCAAUCAUUUGCCCUGAUACAAGGAAUUAAAGACAUCAUUGAGUAUCCGACAGGGAAGAAAUGGAGCGAAGGUCCCUUGUCACCAUUGUUUGAACAGUGGGAAACGCCACACAUCGAUCCCUCUCUGCCAUUCGCAAAGCGACUCGACAAGCUUUCCACUCUUGUCCAAACAAUCAGUGACGAAAGCCACCACUUGUGUCGGGCGGGACUCGAGUCACUAAGAAAAGCAUAUGCUUUGCACCUCAGUACACAUAGCGGGCGGCAUCGCAUGUGGAUGUGGCCGGUCGAACUAGGAAAACAGCGAUUCGACUUCACUAACUGUCAACAUCCGAUAGCAUUAGUGAUCUUGGCUCACUGUGCUGCUUUGGUGAAUUGCUCCGAGGGUCCUUCCUGGUUAUGGGAUGGAUGGGGCAAGAGCGUUGUGCAUAUAGCUAAGCGAGAACUAAGUCAAGAGUGGCAAGAAUGGCUCCAGUGGCCGUUACGAUGCAUCCAUGAUAACUUGGACGUGGACGCAUGUUAG
Molecule: messenger RNA, 891 nt
Organism: Talaromyces stipitatus ATCC 10500
Lineage: Eukaryota; Fungi; Ascomycota; Eurotiomycetes; Eurotiales; Trichocomaceae
Exons: 2
Coding region: 1-891 (296 amino acids)
Biological process (GO): regulation of transcription by RNA polymerase II
Molecular function (GO): DNA-binding transcription activator activity, RNA polymerase II-specific
Source: RefSeq, a predicted model, not a curated record